ACUUGAGACACUCAAGAGAUGGCGCUGAUUUCCCAAUUUUUAUUUUAUCUUUAUCUUUUUCUCAUUAUUGUCUCUUUUUAUACUUUUGGCUUAUGAUUACAGACAACAUAUUGGAUAUCAAUUGAAUGUUUUCAUCGUUUCAUGUUUUCUCUGUCAAAGCUAUAAUGUAUAUCUUUAAUAUCGUUAAUAUAAAUUUAUUAAAAUAAAAAAUGGAAACAAUACGACCCUGUGGUUGUAAAGGAAUAAGAUCUUGCCUUUUAUGUGAAACGGAAUAUAAGAUUGUAAAACCCAAUCUAAAGGCUUGUUUUGAGAAAUGUUCUAGUUAUGUAUACUGUCCAUAUUGUGAGAAAGCAUGGCCUGGUUGGAAUUUUGAUCUUUAUAAAAAUCAUCCAAAUCACCAAGGAACUGCUAUAGAAUUUUCUGGUGUUUAUAUAAAACUAGACUUUUUAACUCCUUGGGAAAUUAACUCAUUGAUCAAUAUAAUUGAAAAAAUACCUUGGGAAGCUUCUCAAAGUGGAAGAAGGAAACAGAAUUUUGGUCCAAAAUGCAAUUUCAAAAAGAGAAAACUUCAGUUGGGUUCCUUCAAUGGUUUUCCAAAAUCUACUCAAUUUGUGCAACAAAAAUUUUCUGAAAUUCCUAUACUUAAUAAUUUUCAAACGGUAGAACAAUGUACUUUAGAAUAUGAUCCGGUACGAGGAGCUUCAAUAGAUCCACAUAUUGAUGAUUGCUGGAUUUGGGGUGAAAGAAUAGUUACCGUUAAUGUCAUGGGUAAUUCAGUUUUAACAAUGAGUUCUUAUCAUGGUCCCGAUACAAAGUACAAUUUAAAAAGUAUUAUAGAAUAUUCCUCAACAAUUGAAAGCUUAAAAUUUGAUAUAAAAAAUAAAAAUGAAAAUGAAGAUAUUAUUGUAAGACUCCCAAUGCCAGAAGGAUCUCUUAUGGUUCUUUAUGGUAUUGCAAGGUACAAAUGGGAACAUUGUGUUUUAAGAGAAGAUAUAAACUCUAGGCGAAUUUGUUUAGCUUAUCGUGAAUUAACC
This is a messenger RNA of Apis dorsata (giant honeybee), 1034 nucleotides long. Its product is annotated as alpha-ketoglutarate-dependent dioxygenase alkB homolog 4. Gene Ontology annotation, biological process: oxidative demethylation. Gene Ontology annotation, molecular function: oxidoreductase activity; demethylase activity. The record is from RefSeq and is a predicted model, not a curated record. Lineage: Eukaryota; Metazoa; Arthropoda; Insecta; Hymenoptera; Apidae. The annotation marks the transcript as partial. The transcript has 5 exons.